This is a messenger RNA of Populus nigra (black poplar), 582 nucleotides long. RefSeq names its product heptahelical transmembrane protein 2-like. Gene Ontology annotation, biological process: response to hormone. Gene Ontology annotation, cellular component: membrane. The record is from RefSeq and is a predicted model, not a curated record. The transcript is spliced from 5 exons. Lineage: Eukaryota; Viridiplantae; Streptophyta; Magnoliopsida; Malpighiales; Salicaceae. Gene Ontology annotation, molecular function: signaling receptor activity.
AUGAGUACAUAUAUACUGGAUUAUUAUCGAUGCGAAUGGCCUUUGAAAGAAGCAUUUUUCAGCGUCUUUUCUUGGCAUAAUGAAACUCUCGAUGUCUAGACAUAGGUAUUUAAUUAUUAUUUAUUGAUUUUUUUUUUUGGGUGUGGAACCCACGGUUCACAAGUUUCUGGACCGACGAUGAUGAAGAAUCAAGACUUUAACGUCUCUGAUGAUGUUAAGUUUCCUGCAAAUUCGGACUUGAUGAGGCACAAUUUAGAGCAAUCAGUCUUCCAUAAACAGGAUGGUUCUGACAGAGUUAUUCCUAGAUGGCAAUGGUUCGUUUUCUUAACUGGGACGAUGGUGUGCCUGGUCUGCAGCUCCCUCUCUCACCUCCUUGCUUGCCAUUCCAAACGUUACAAUUUGUUCUUUUGGCGCCUAGAUUAUGCUGGCAUCUCCCUUGUGAUAGUUUCUUCAUUCCUUGCUCCCAUCUAUUAUACCUUCUAUAGCAACCCCAAUCCACGGUUCUUUAAUCUAACCUCCAUAUUGGUGCAUUUGACAUUGCAGGGCACAUCCAUCAGAUUUUUCAUGUGUUUAUUGUUCUAG